AUGGACCAAAGGCACCACCAGCACCAGGCUCCAGCAACAUCAAGGCCUCAGGCAACUUAUGGACUUCGACUGCGAUCAGCGGCAUCAGCCACAACGAUUAGCGACCAAGGAGGGAUCUUCGACUGCGAUCAGCGGCAUCAACCACAACAAUUAGCGACCAGGGAGGGAUCUUCAACUGCAACCAGCCAUCUUCGACUACGAUCAGUCACUGCGACCAACAAUCUUCGACUGCAAUCAGCGAAUCCAAAACUGCAAUUAGCCACUACGACCAGCGAUCUUCGACUGUGACCAGUAAACCCAACGAACCCAGACUGCGAUCAACAACUCAGGCGAACCCAGCGAGCGUAGGCGUCAUCUCCACCCUUUAAGGUAAAAACUUUCUUCAAAUCUUAUACAAUAAAAUUAUGGUUUGUGUUUUUGGGCAUAAUAUGAUCUAACCAGGUUUGUAUUUGCGUUUGUGUUUUUGAUUGUGAGUCUGUGACAAUGUGACUACAUUUUUAAUUUUUUAGUAUAAUAUGUGAUGUUUGUUUAAUUAUUUGUUGUAUAAUUCUGCACAUUG
Ilex paraguariensis (yerba mate) is the source of this 559-nucleotide messenger RNA. Lineage: Eukaryota; Viridiplantae; Streptophyta; Magnoliopsida; Aquifoliales; Aquifoliaceae. The record is from the annotation of a GenBank genome assembly.